Molecule: messenger RNA, 1879 nt
Organism: Rhagoletis zephyria (snowberry fruit fly)
Lineage: Eukaryota; Metazoa; Arthropoda; Insecta; Diptera; Tephritidae
Source: RefSeq, a predicted model, not a curated record
CUGAAAUACAUUUGAGUUUUUCGGAAAUUUUGUUGGAAAAGGUGUAGUUCAAGAUAGCUGAUGCCACUCAGUUAAGUACUUCUACUAUCGCCAGGAAGUUUCUUUACCACACUGAUCAUCUAUUUAAAGCUUUUAACUUUGGAUUUUAUAGAAAAAAUCUGGCACUGAAAGAAUUAUUUUUCUACGAAUUCGCCUUGAUAGAUAAAUAUAUGUAUGUGUAUUUAAAGAUAAGAUAAAAUGAAGGAGAUGAGGAAUAUUCGAAAUUUGCUGCAAACAAUAUUACGUUUUGACUCCUAAAUCCACAUUUCCGCAUGGAUCUGAAAGCUCUCUUGUUGAACUCCAUUUCCAGUAAGCAUCCAUUGCUAUUUAGUCGGCGCAUGCACGUAGGAAAAUGCUGUUACUCCGUCACCUUUGAAGUCAACGGUAAAAUUUUAACCAUAGUCCGUAUCAGGCAAGUCUACGCCAAGGCUCCAUUCCAAAAGCGAGUGCAGCGACGUCAACGGCUUCUGCGGAAAUUGAGGAGCUCUUCCUCAAUCAGCGGAAUUGCACGCAUCAACUCAAAGCCUUCGCUGCCUCGCGUCAUUAUACCCGAACUCGCCGAUUGUGCCACUCAGACGUCCAAACCGCAAAUGCGUAGUCGUGCCACAGAGACCGAAGUAAAUGUGCUUUCAGUUCACCGUCAACAGCAAACUAUACGUCGUGUAUUGCGCAAACAGGGCACACAAACCGAUCCGAAUACUUCAUGUCAUUGUGUACAGACCGAACGCAGAAUUGCAACACGCGGCACGCAAACGAACGAAAGUAGCACCGAAACAACAUCAUCGCAAACCGAGAACUACUGCUACAACAAUCAGGUGCAAACCGAAACUUAUGAGGAGGAGGAUCAAUGCAUGGAGCGUGAAAAGGAAGCGGUAGUGUUUAUGCUGAACGAAAUUGGCGAAAUGAUCAUCAAUCAGAAUCAUUUGCUGCAAAACAACUCGACAAUGCUGAGUCAAAUAUCGGAAAUGACGAUGUUGAGUAAAGUAGCGGCUCGACAAAAAAACUGCAAAAAGCUGGAGAAACAAUACAAAAUGCAUCGGAACAUUCGAAAACAUGGUCGUAUACGCAGAAUGCUCAUGCCAGAGAAACCAUCACCCCCGGCUCCUGUGGAUAAGCGGAGUCAAGGGGCACAAGCCACUUAUCCAAUAGGCUUAUCCAGCAAAACGACGCAGACACGUAAAGAACAGCGCCAACGUAGACGAUUCAAGAUUUUUUGCUUUUAAGUAUAACUAAUAUUUUAAAUUAUUAAUUUCUUGCUGUGAUUUUGGUAAAAUUUGAAAAUAGGUAAAAUAUAUUCCAGAUUACAUACAGAAGAAAACUUAAUAUUUACAAAUGAGCCUGGAUGUAAGUAAUAACAAAUAUGCAUGCAGAAAUACGUUUAUUGUUUUUAAACAGAUGUAUUAAAAAAACUCUCACUAUUGUUAAGGGGCACAUGUCUUUAAUCCUUGUCUAAUGCUGCUUAAUCCUUACUGAAGUAGUAAAAAUUAGACAAGGAUUAGUAAGAGUUUUAUUUUUUUCAGUUUUUUCGCUAUUGCAGAAGACCAUCGAUAUGUAUAUGUACAUAUAAAUGGAAUGAGUCUGCUUCAAUUCGCCAGUUGCGCUAGAACAUUUCCCGAACCGAAACGACUGGUAUUCUCCGUCAAAAAUUGGCGUUUGGGCAGGAUCUGGCGCUUUAUACCAACAACUCUCACUAAGGGAAGAUUCGAGUUUUGCUAAGCCGAAAUACAUAUCGCAAUUUCACCUGAGGGUAGGAAUGACAACUCUAUAAGGCUAAUUAUAAUGAGAUACCUAAUAAGGACAGUCUUUUUUAAUAUAUAAUACUUGUAAUCAUAUAAUUAAG